AUGGCGCAUGCGCUAAAUCUGGAGAUGCAAGCGAGGCAGAGGGCAGAAGUCAUGAUGGAAGACAUCGCUAAGAACAGAGUGGGAAGUUUUGGUCAGUGUAAAUGCCGGGAGGGUUUCCAGGUCAAUGACCGCAAGGCCGCGGCACCUAGCCUUUACAUCUCCCAGGUAUCCCUGACCCUGACCGACCUCUCGGACGCAUGCGUACAAACCGACAACUGCCAUCCUCAUCAAACUUCAGUUCUGACGCAAACGGAUUUCAAAAAAGGGCAUGAAACGAGAAAUCAAUUUGACGCAUGCGUGCAAGUCUCAAAUGAUGCAAAUGUCGUUGACGCGUGCGUACAAACGGCUGUCGGUUUGAGUCGGCCAUCUUUGGACCACCCAAGUCGACCACCUGACGUCAUCUCAUUACGUCAUCAGACAGACAGUUGGACCCAAACAGACGCCUGGGAUAGCCAAGGGCGCGGGGAAACAGCUGACACUGUCUGCGCAUGUACGCAGACGUUUUACGGCUGUAGUGACGCCUCCACACAAACAGACGGUCAAUCACGACAUUCCGUCUCGACGGUUCAUUCAUAUGUUUCAGCUCUCGUGGCAAACGCAGUGGCGGAGGUAGGGGCUGAAAAACAGUUCUGUUACGAUUUAGACGCCCAAGGUCAACAGUUUAGCAAAGGUCAUCGUUCACAACAGGACAUCGAGGAACGUCAAAAUCAAGGUGAAUGCCGGGAAAAACAAAUGAGCAAAGAGGAUGAGAAGCAGGAAACUUGUUUAGAUCUGUCCGUAAAUCAACAAGACCAGAUCCAGGAGGAGCUUUACUGCAAACAAAACGUUCCGGAGCUUUCACAGGGUCAAGACAUCUUACAAGAUAAGGGACAAGAUAAGACCCCCGACACAGAGGUUUGCACAGUUUCAGAGAAGAACUGCGAAGACAAGGUCUUCGAGUGCCAUUCUGUGGAUCAAGACAAGUUAGUAAAUGGCAGUAUAGAAGCAAAGGUACUGCCUGCUAAAACGCAACUGACUUCGGACACACUAGAAGAAGCAAUGGACCAUGUUUUGACUCCUAAUGUAUCUACUGUUACUCAAGUGACAGAAAAUUGUUCUGAUGUACCAGUUUCACAAACACACAACACAGAAGCCACACUGGACUAUACUGAAGAUGGUUCCUAUAACAUCAGUAGCAACUCAGUUGCUACUUCUGAGAGCAGUCUAGAUCAAGUAGCCACGCCUAAUACAGCAAACUCUAAAGUACGACAAGAAAAGGGCUCAGAACUUACGCAGGAUCCUCCUGCUGCUAAGAGCCAAGGGAAGAUGUCAUACUUGUACGAUCCCGUUCUUGAUAUUUACUAUAGGCCAAGUGAAGGCGUUCAGCCAGAUGAGAAUGUUCCCAAUGCUAACCCUGAGAAUGACCAUACCGAGACCACGUCUUCUUCAGAUGCUUGUAGCCUCGCUCCCAGGCCGUCAGGCACUGGUAGUGCGGGUCCCAGCAUUUCAGGCUUUAGUACGGGUAGCCUAGGCUUCAGGCCUCCUGACUCCAGUAGUCUCAUCUCCAAGCUACCAGAAGCCAAUUCCUAUAGACUCGGUUUCAGUCCCCCAGACACCAGGCCUCUGGACACCAAAACAAGUAGCCUAGACUCCAGGCCUGCGGAAGGCAACCCCGGUAGCCUCGGUUGCCGGACAUCACUACAGGAGCGACUAGGACUGAUGAGUAAGAUAAGGAUGGCCAACAGCUUCUCCAUACAGGAGGAGGAGGCUGAGGAUGGGUGUGAAGAAGACACUGAGUUGUUCCCGGGGGUGGGGAGUAGUAACUGUUAUUGUCUGAUUUACAGUGAGUUGGGUCCCCUGCCUGUACUGCGGGAAGAGUCGAUGGAGAUGUCUUCAGACACAGAGGAGAACCACUUUAUACCCGUCGUGCACGAGCCUUCCAUUGAGAAGAGCCCGGCUAGUUCGGAGGAUGAGGAGGGCCCGCUGGACCUCCCCCGGAGAGGGAGCCUCCUGCAGCCGAGGGACGACUCACCGGCGUUACGGUCCAAAUCUGCCGAGUUCAGCGGAGAUAUCAGGAGAGGGUCUAGCGGGUUCCUGACGCGGCCCAAGGUGCACCGGCGGUCAGACCCCAUCAAGAAAGCUUCCCUACAGGAACUGCGCAAAAUCUCCUUCUGUAGAGGGAGCCGGCCCAUCCUGUCAUUCAGUGAGGAGGGGGUGGUGGACCUGCUGCACGGUUCGCUGGAGGAAGUGGAGCUGACGGAAGAGGACCGGAAACGGAAUCUGGAGCUCCUGGAGGAAUGCCGGAUUGCGUCAGAGAGGUUCAAGAACCGGCCCAGACCUUACAAGUUCAAGAAGGGAGGGAAAACGCAUGAACGAGACCGGCCAGCGUCCCCGGCACGACAGGAGACAGCGGAGGAAAGCGGUCAUCUUGCCGACAAGGAGAGCAGCUUGGACACCCCUCCGGAGGAGGAGGAGGAGAAGGAGGAGCAGAAGUUGAAGAAGAGGUCAUCCACAAGGUCACUGCGAUCCAACUCCACAGAUUCGGACAUAGACGUGAAGGCGGACAUCCUCCGCGGUCUCAGCUCAACCUUCCCGCAGACCAGGCCUGCGGCGGGAGGGGGGUACCAGGACUUCCCCAUCAAACCGGCCGGCAAGGGGGCAGGCUACAAGGACUUCCCGCUUCCUAAGGCACAGGGGGGAUACCGGGACUUCCCUCUGGUCAAGACAAGCGGCGGUCCGGGCGGGUAUCAGGACUUCCCGCUGAAGCCCAUCCCUGGUCUGCCCGGAGACACACCGACUCCGCCACAGAAGCCACUCAGAGAACAGGGCCGAGGAGCAGAGGAGAACAAGGUACGAUUCGGGAACACGGCUGCAGUCAGCUCACGUCUGCCUGAGCUCGCCGAGGCCUCCGAGACUGAGAGUAAACAGGACGAGGACAGUGACCGGAGUUCCCCCUCCUCGUCGCCCGAGGACCACGCCGAGGUUGUCUCCCGCAGCAUGCCUGAGUCGGUGCUGAGGAACCUCGGGCUGGCCACCUCUCAGCCACAAAGGUGCCUGACGGAAGAGGAAGUGGAGAACCGUUUCACGGCCCUGACGCUAUUCCCUGUCUUUUUAGAACCGUUUCACGGUCCUGACGCAGUUUCAUGCCUUUUUCAGAACCGUUUCACGGCCCUGGCGCUGGAGUGGCGCACGGACUCGUACACGCUGGAGAAGCGGUGUCUCCUGCUGGAGAGGCAGCGGGACGUGGCCGAGAAGAACCUGGACCAGGAGAUGAGCAUGCUCAGGGGGUCACUAGUGGGCCUGAACCACCUCGUGAAGGACAGGGAAACCCAUGAGUUGAUGCGGGAGCUUCACCAGCAGAUGGACAUCAUCCACCACCUCAACAUCAAGGUCUCCAUCAAGUCCGAGAUGCACGGAUCGGUCCAGCAGGAGUGGCGCGUGAGCAGGGCGAUAGAAGUCAUGAUGCAACACGUGGAGAACCUCAAGCGUCUGUAUGAGCGGGAACACGCAGAGCUGGAGGAAAUGAGGAGAAGACUCUCCAACAACAGGUCCUAUCAGAGUACGGCGGGCGUCCAUCGCCCUCUCUCCCGGUAUGAACAAGCUAUCCCAAGAUCCAUCGCGGUGGGAUUAGGAGGGCCACCAUCACCGGACGCUGCCGGCGGCAAUAGACGCCCCCCGAUGGUCAGUCGAGGGUCAGUGUUCGGGCCGAACGGCACCAGCGCACAGGGGAGCUCCAGCGUGGACGACACGGCCGGAGCAGACAAGUCCAAGACCUUUGAACAGGGUCUAAGAGCUCAGGUUUCUAAGACUCUACUGGAGCUCCGUGAGCAGCAAAAGGAACUGUCUGAUAGUGUGGAGCUUUUACUUGAGGAGGAAGAGGAGGAUGGGAGCUCUGAUCGAGAAAAUGGUACCUUUAUCUCAUCGAUGUACGAAACCAUCACUGCACAAUUCCUGCCCGGGUGGAGAAGAAAACAGCACAUCUGGAGGCUUGUAGUUACAGGCAUCAUCUGCAUGGCGGCGCUGCUGAGCGUCAUCUACGCUUUCCUGCCGUCCCGAAGAGGCGUGGUGGAAGAGAACAUGACUUAACCCUUGUCCUGCUGGCAUUCCUGGCACAAUAUUUUUCAAUAAUUUCAUGUCUUAAUUAGAUCAUAGACA
Branchiostoma belcheri (Belcher's lancelet) is the source of this 4134-nucleotide messenger RNA. RefSeq lists its product as uncharacterized. The record is from RefSeq and is a predicted model, not a curated record. The transcript has 21 exons. The coding region runs from base 1 to 4065 and encodes 1354 amino acids. Lineage: Eukaryota; Metazoa; Chordata; Leptocardii; Amphioxiformes; Branchiostomatidae.